UAAUAAUUUAAAAGUGGGAUCAAUGGACCAUACAGCAUUAGUCAGUGAGUGAGGGCACGAGGAUGCUCUUAAAUUUCUGGGUUCUUUAUGUGAUAUAUUUUCAUGAAUCCUGUAAGGUUAAGGUUAACAGUGAUGUGUGUGGACAGUAUGAGCUAGGAUUAACAUUCAACAAAUCCCAACUUCCCGAGGAUACUCUCAUUCUCUAGCAUCCAUUUGCCCAAGUUGUGUUUGACAAAUUGAAUUAAUGAAGCAGCCUUUGCAGUCAUGGUCACCUGCAAUUUUCUGGCCUUUUCUUUUUCUGGCUGCUUCUUGUUACUGUCUGAGCAAUACAACUACAGAUCAAGAGAAAGACAAGAUAUCACAUUUGCCGGGGCAGCCGGAAAAUGUUGACUUCUUGCAAUACUCCGGCUAUGUGACAGUGAAUGAGCAAGCUGGGAGGGCACUGUUUUACUGGUUAGUCGAGUCUCCAGCAAGCCGGGGCAAUCCUGAGGAGAAGCCACUCCUUCUGUGGCUCAAUGGAGGGCCAGGAUGCUCUUCUGUGGCUUAUGGUGCAGCUGAGGAAAUUGGUCCUUUCCACAUCAAUGCUGAUGGGAAGUCUCUCUACCUCAAUCCUUAUUCUUGGAAUAAUUUGGCAAACCUUCUUUUUCUUGAGUCACCAGCUGGUGUUGGAUUCUCAUACUCAAAUACAACAUCUGAUUUGUAUACAGCUGGGGAUCAGAGAACAGCCGAGGAUGCAUAUAUAUUUCUCGUCAGUUGGCUUGAAAGAUUUCCUCAAUACAAACAUAGAGACUUCUAUAUCUCUGGAGAAAGUUAUGCAGGGCACUAUGUUCCACAACUAUCUCAAAUUAUCUACCGCAGAAACAAGGGAAUCAAGAAUCCUAUUAUUAACUUCAAGGGCUUCUUGGUUGGGAAUGCCGUCACCGAUGAUUACCAUGACUAUGUUGGCACGUUUGAGUAUUGGUGGACACAUGGUUUGAUUUCGGACUCUACGUACAAGUUCCUUCAGAUUGCAUGUGACUUGGGAUCAUCUGAGCAUCCUUCAAGUGAUUGUGUCAAAGCUCUUGAUAUUGCAGAGGAAGAGCAGGGAAGGAUUGACCCCUAUAGCAUAUACACUCCUCCCUGCCCUUAUACUACAUCCCUUUCUCGCCCCUUAAGGGCCCGUCACCCGUGGAUAUCCCGAGCAUAUGAUCCAUGCACAGAGAUUUAUUCUCAAAUUUAUUUCAAUCUCCCAGAAGUGCAGGAGGCGUUUCAUGCCAAUAUAACUCAAGUUCCCUACAAAUGGGAAACAUGCAGUGAUAUAGUUGGUGUUUACUGGGCAGAUUCUCCUCUGUCUAUGCUUCCUAUUUAUCAGGAACUCAUAGCCGCUGGUCUCAGGAUAUGGGUUUUUAGCGGGGAUACUGAUUCAGUGGUCCCUUUAACUGCAACCCGGUAUUCAAUUGAUGCUUUGAAUCUUUCAACUAUCACCAACUGGCAUCCUUGGUAUGACAAUCAAAAGAUUGGAGGGUGGAGUCAAGUGUAUGAUGGGCUAACACUUGUGACGGUCACUGGAGCGGGGCAUGAGGUGCCGCUACAUCGUCCUCGAGAAGCAUUUGUUCUUUUGAGAUCAUAUCUGGAGAACAAGCCGAUGCCGUCCCUGUCCAAGCUCUUAUCUUCUUCAAGCUAGGGUAGAUAGCCAGCCAUACAUUACAAGAAGCUGCCUUGUUUGUUAUUCCUGUAAGAAACAUAAUAAGAGAAGAAUCAUCUUGCUUUCACUCUCAUAUGCCAUUUUCAACUUGUACAAUUAGAUUAUUGCUACGUUUGGUAGAAUAAGUGAGCAUACGAAGUUUUUGUACUCAUCUGUCACUUCUUACCACUUUGUUUAGAUUUAUCAAGUUAAACAAUCUAUUCUUUCAAAAAUCACCGCGAAAAAAGAACUCUCAUUUCGUCUGAUCUCGAA
Messenger RNA from Cuscuta epithymum, 1936 nucleotides. Lineage: Eukaryota; Viridiplantae; Streptophyta; Magnoliopsida; Solanales; Convolvulaceae. The record is from the annotation of a GenBank genome assembly.